Molecule: messenger RNA, 2733 nt
Organism: Mauremys mutica (yellowpond turtle)
Lineage: Eukaryota; Metazoa; Chordata; Testudines; Geoemydidae
Product: pappalysin-1-like
Exons: 7
Molecular function (GO): metallopeptidase activity
Source: RefSeq, a predicted model, not a curated record
AUGCAGCUCUGGAGUUUGCUGCUGCCUCUUGCGCUUCUUUGUACAGCCGUAGCCAGUGGACCCGAAUGUGGGAUGGACGAGCGCUCCCGCAGGGCAAAAAGGGACACCAGGCACACCCGCCAGAUCCACUACACCGCCCUGGGCACCUGUGCCACCAGGUUAGCCUGAGGCAGGCGUUCCACUGCUAGUCUGGAGCCUCUGCCUGUCCCCCGCAGGAGGCAACAGCGGGAGGUAAAGGGCGAAGAGGAUUCCCUUACCCCAUGCAGGGCACUCUAUUUCAGUGGACAAGGUGAUCAGCUGCGGCUGAAAGCAGAUAUUGAGCUGCCCAGAGAUGCCUUCACUUUGCAAGUGUGGCUGAGAGCUGAAGGAGGACAGAGAUCACCAGCUGUCAUUGCAGGAUUAUAUGACAAAUGUUCUUACACCUCCCGUGACCGAGGAUGGGUCCUGGGGAUUAACACCGUCAGUGACCAGGGGAAUAGAGACCCCCGCUAUUUCUUCUCGCUGAAGACGGACCGUGCUCGCAAAGUCACCACCAUUGCCACUCAUCGCAGCUAUCUUCCCAACCAGUGGGUGCAUCUGGCUGCCACAUACGAUGGGCACCUGAUGAAACUCUAUGUGAACGGAGCCCAGGUGGCCACGAGUGGGGAGCAGGUGGGCACCAUCUUCAGCCUUCUGACCUUGAAGUGUAAAGUGCUCAUGAUUGGAGGAAAUGCUCUGAAUCAGAACUAUCGGGGUUACAUAGAACACUUCAAUCUCUGGAGGACGGCCUGGUCCCAGAAGGAGAUCUUGUUUGACAUGGGCCAGGUGAUUCAUGAACUAGACACCCCUCUACCUCAGCUAGUUCUUCAGGAGAGUUUACUGAAUGUGAAAAACACCUGGUCUCCCAUGAAGGAUGGCAGCAGUCCUCAGAUCGAAUUCAACUAUCACCAUGGCUACUUGUUGGAUACCAGUCUGGACCCUCCUCUUUGCGGACAGACAGUCUGCGACAACGUGGAGGUGAUCGCCAGCUACAACAAGCUCCCCCGCUUCCGCCACAACAAGGUGGUGCGCUACCGAGUGGUGAACCUCUAUGACGACGUGUACCAGAACCCCACCGUCAGCCGGCAGCAGAUCGAGUUCCAGCACCAGCAGCUGAAUGAGGCCUUCAGCUGCUACAACAUCACCUGGGAGCUGGAAGUCCUGGACGUGAGGAACUCGUCCCUCCGCCGCCGCCUCAUCCUGGCCAACUGCGACAUCAGCAAGAUCGGAGACGAGAACUGUGACCCCGAGUGCAACCACACGCUGACUGGGUAUGAUGGAGGGGACUGCCGGCACGUGCGUCACGCCCUGUUCCACAAGAAGAAGCAGAAUGGCGUGUGCGACAUGGAUUGUAACUAUGAGAGGUACAACUUUGAUGGUGGGGAAUGCUGUAACCCGGAGAUAACUGAUGUAACCAAGACAUGUUUUGAACCAGAUUCUCCUUACAGAGCAUACUUGGAUGCCAAUGAACUGAAGAACAUACUCAAACUCGAUGGAUCCACACACCUCAAUGUCUUCUUCGCUAAUUCCUCUGAGGAAGAGCUGGCUGGAGUGGCAACCUGGCCGUGGGACAAGGAAGCCUUGAUGCAUCUAGGUGGCAUCGUGCUGAACCCUUCCUUCUACGGCAUCCCUGGCCACACACACACAAUGAUCCAUGAAAUCGGGCACAGCCUGGGGCUCUAUCAUGUCUUCCGGGGAAUCUCUGAGAUCCUCUCCUGCAGUGACCCGUGCAUGGAAACUGAGCCUUCCUUUGAGACUGGAGACCUCUGCGGCGACACCAACCCUGCUCCAAAGCACAAACUGUGUGGGGACCCUGGACCUGGCAAUGACACGUGCGGUUUUCACAGUUUCCUAAACACACCGUACAGCAACUUCAUGAGCUAUGCAGACGACGACUGCACCAAUUCCUUCACGCCCAAUCAGAUGGCAAGAAUGCACUGCUACUUGGAUCUGGUGUACCAGAGCUGGCAGCCUGUCAAGAAGCCCGCUCCAAUUGCCAUUGCCCCGCAGAUCGUGGACCAAACUUCGAACUCCAUCGCUCUGGAGUGGUUUCCUCCCGUUGACGGUCAUUUCUUUGAAAGAGAAGUGGGAUCAGCAUGCGAUCUGUGUACAGAAGGAAGAGUCCUGGUGCAAUAUGCCUUCGGUGCCUCUUCACCAAUGCCAUGUGAUCCAUCUGGGCACUGGAGUCCACGGGAAGCAGAAGGUCACCCUGAUGUAGAGCAACCUUGUAAACCCAGUGUCAGGACUUGGAGUCCCAACUCAGGGGUCCACCAGCACACAGUACUGCCAGUCUGUCCCGAGCCCCAGGGCUGCUAUCUGGUGCUGGAGUUCCGCUAUCCCUUGAUCCCAGAGUCCCUCACGGUCUGGGUGACAUUCGUCUCCACGGACUGGGACUCCAGCGGAGCAGUGAAUGACAUCAAGCUUCUAACCAUCAGCGGGAAGAACAUCUCUCUGGGGCCCCAGAACGUCUUCUGCGACAUCCCUCUGACCAUCAAGCUGAAUGCCAAACAGGUGGGCGAGGAAGUGUACGGCAUCCAGAUCUACACCCUGGAUGAGCACCUGGAGAUUGAUGCGGCUAUGCUGAGCUCCAUCCCACGGAGCUUGCUGUGUGCAGACUGUAGACCCAUCUGGUACAAAGUGCUUCGGGACCCUCCCUUCCAGACUGGUUCUCCAUUUGUCAUCUCAAACCUCAGCAGGAGAUUCAUGGACACGUAA